Molecule: messenger RNA, 1914 nt
Organism: Lecanosticta acicola
Lineage: Eukaryota; Fungi; Ascomycota; Dothideomycetes; Mycosphaerellales; Mycosphaerellaceae
Source: the annotation of a GenBank genome assembly
AUGGGUCUUGGAUUCAACAAGCCGGCCGACGCGCCUGGUAAGGCAUGGCCGGCCAUCUUGAUCGGUCUGUUCGUGGCCUUCGGAGGUGUUCUCUACGGAUAUGAUGUACGCGCUCUCCUCAAUUUGACAGCCUCAGUAUGGUUGCUGACUUCAAGGACAGACCGGCACAAUCAGCGGUAUCCUGGCCAACGACUAUUGGGUCAACUUGUUCAAGACAAAGGGGAACGACGGCAUCACUGCAGGCCAAGACUCCUUGAUCGUCUCAAUCCUCUCUGUCGGCACCUUCUUUGGCGCUCUAUCUGCUGCUCCUGUAGCGGAUACUCUCGGCCGACGAUGGGGUCUGUUGCUGUCGUCGUUGAUCGUCUUCAACGUGGGUGUCAUUUUGCAGAGUGCUGCGACCGCCCAGCCUCUCUUCAUUGCGGGACGAUUCUUUGCUGGUUUGGGAGUCGGCCUGAUCUCUGCCAUGAUUCCUCUCUACCAGAGUGAGACCGCGCCGAAAUGGAUUCGUGGUGCGGUCGUUGGUGCUUACCAAUGGGCCAUCACAAUUGUGAGUAGAAUGUUCCCGUCGAAACGGUGGUCCCAGCUGACAUGGUGUUCAGGGUCUCUUGCUUGCGUCCAUCGUCAACUAUACCGUACGAAACCGACAAGAUACUGGAUCCUACCGUAUCCCAGUCGCCGUUCAGUUCGUCUGGUCGUUGAUCUUGGUGAUUGGAUUGAUCUUCCUCCCGGAGACCCCACGUUUCCUCAUCAAACAGGACAAGCACGACCAGGCCGUUAAGUCUCUGGCAAAGAUUCGACGUCUGCCUCCGGACCACUCAGCGAUUGUCGAGGAGAUUGCCGAAAUCCAGGCGAACCACGACUACGAGAUGAGCUUGGACAAGGCUACCUACCUCGACAUUCUGAAGGGCACUGUCGGCCAGCGUCUCCUCACUGGAUGCUUGUUGCAGGGUCUCCAACAGCUGACUGGUGUGGUAAGUGACCUCGAGGAGAUCGUACCCGAUCCCCGAUGCUAACCCCUCGAGCUCAGAACUUCAUCUUCUACUACGGAACCCAGUACUUCGAGAACGCCGGCUUCAGCAACCCCUUCAUCAUCUCCGUCAUCACCAAUGGCGUCAACGUCCUCUCUACAGUCCCUGGUCUGUACCUUGUCGAGAAGAUGGGUCGUCGCAACCUCCUCCUCAUGGGAGCAGUCGGAAUGGCUAUCUGUCAAUACAUUGUCGCCAUCACCGGAACCGUCACCGAUACUGACAAUAUUUCCGCGCAAAAGGCCGCGAUUGCCUUUGUGUGCAUCUACCUCUUCUUCUUCGCCUCCUCCUGGGGACCUGUCGCUUGUGAGUUUUCUCUUUGCCUGAAAGGCGCCACACAUGGCAGUGGCAGGGUGUCUGACUAGCGCGUACAGGGGUUGUGACUGGAGAAAUGUUCCCUCUCAAGGUUCGAGCGAAAUGCCUGUCCAUCACGACCGCGACCAACUGGCUCCUGAACUGGGCCAUCGCUUACGCCACUCCAUACAUGGUGAACAAGGAAUACGCCAACCUGGGAAGCAAAGUUUUCUUCAUCUGGGGAAGUUUCUGGUAAGUUCGCUUUCAAACCAUAUAUAUACAUAUCUCUCCGCGAUUCCGACAUCACGCACUAAUACGAUGUUCUCCUCUCUCUAGCUGGGUCUGCAUCGUCUUCGUCUGGUUCAUGAUCUACGAAACCAAAGGCCUCACCCUCGAAGAAGUCGACGAGCUGUUCGGCGUCUGCCGCAAGGCCUGGGAAAGCCACAAGUUCCGCCCGCAAGUCAGCUUCAUGGACGUCAACGAUAUGAAUGCCGGCGGCGGCCGCAAGAUGAGCUUGACGGAGAUCACCGAGGCGGCGCAGAGGAAGAAGGGCGUCACGCAUCUGGAAGUCACGGCGGAGAAGCAAUCCGAGUAG